Messenger RNA from Phaedon cochleariae (mustard beetle), 3174 nucleotides. Lineage: Eukaryota; Metazoa; Arthropoda; Insecta; Coleoptera; Chrysomelidae. The record is from the annotation of a GenBank genome assembly.
CGCGAAAUCUUGAACAAGAAAUAUAACCUACAACAUAAAAAACUUUAUUAACAAAAUGAGUAAUUAUUUACUCAUUUGUGAAAAAAAUUGUGAGAAUGAAGUAUUCAACAAUUUACAGACUGUGUUUAUCCCUAAAUGUAAAGAAUUGGAAGAUGCAAACCCAAAAAUAUUCAUUGGUGAACACUUUUACAACAAAAAUAUUAUCAUUGAAGAAAUUGAUAUCCUAAUGAGAUUGGUGCAGUCAGAAUGGUGUAUCAUGCAAAAUAUCGCAUUGUACGAUGAUAUUGUUCCAUAUGAAGAAAUUGUAUAUUCCAGGGAAUUUAUUAACAAGUCCUUUAUGGCAAUCAAAGAUUGUAUACAGCUAUGUACACACCAGCCACAAAAAGAGAGAUAUAUGAAUGAUACUUUGAAAAAGAUCAACUCAUUCUCAAAUCUGGUUGUACCUUUAGAUCAAAUCAGUGAGGAAUUUGUGUUGAAAGUAUCUGCAUUGAAAGAAAAUGAUACAAAGAAUCCAGUUUAUCAAUAUCUGCAUACAUUCCUAGAAUUGCAAUAUUACCUAUUUACUUUGCAGUACUUAUGUAAGGCAUCUGCAGCAGAAAUGGAGAAAGCUGUUGAAAAAAUAUUGACUAGUUUAAUAGUACUAAGUAAAAAACAUUAUCAGAGACAGGUUUCUCAAAUUCAGAAAAAUGUAGGUUGUUCUUGUAUGAAAGACUUCUUGUUAGUUAUUCAACUAUUGCUUCAGAAGACAGUAGAUGAUGAUUUUACUUUUUGGAGAGUGUUCAACAGGGUUUUAGAGGAUGAAGUUCCCUUAUUUUCUUUGUGGUUAUUGAGGCAUGUGGCAGAACUGCAGAUGGUCAAUAGUAAUUUUCAAAUUGAGGGGAAUACCUGUGAACAUAUCAGACCUAAUUAUGAAUUACUGCUGAACAAACUGAAACCCUUUCUUCACAGUGCAGACUCAGACAUGACCCUGAAACUUUUAGAAAUAAUUGAACCCCUGUUAUGCAACAUCUGGUUGAAGAAUGCAAAAAUAGAAGUGUACCAAACCAUAUGGGACUACUUCAGUAAAAGGUUGAAUGUUUCUAAAAAAAAUUAUUCCAGUCAUAGUGCCUUGGAACUCAAUGAAGCAAUUGAAAAUAUACUUUGGUCAUGGACCAAGUGCAAUGAAGAUUUUGAAAAAUUUGUUGGGAUGAUGAUAUGCCAUCUCAAAGAAUAUCCAGCACAUUGGGGCAAAAUGAAAGGAAGGAUUUACUCUCAACUUGGGCCAAAUAAGUUGAAAGAACUAGGGGAGACUGGUAUAGUACAUGUUAUGUUACUUUUCAUUGCCUUGGGAACUAUCAACUAUGAAGAACUUUUGAAGAAAAUUGUUUCAUUCUUUGAAAGCUUGCCCACAGAGAAGAAAAAUACAAAAUUGGUGUGGAAUAUUUAUACAGCAUUUAUGUUUCUACAAGUGAGACAAGGUCAUGAUUUGGAGAAAACAGCCCCACUUUUACUAAAAUUGAUACAAGAAGCAUCCAUGGAUCACAAGGAUUUCCAUUUGAUAAAAGAGUUUGUGACAAACUUUGAAAAUAUAUUGAAUUUUAGUGAUAAAAUGCAAUUACAUCAGUGGAUCUUUUUAGACUCUUGGCUAUCAAAUUACUUACCCUCCUGCUAUUAUGCAGACAUGAAUUCUACUCUAGAUGUUUUGUCAACCACACUAGAAAAGGUAGAAAACGCAGAUUCCUGGAGUUAUUGGAUGGAUCCUUUCAAAGACCAUGUUUUGCCUAUAUUAAAACAAACUUCUAGCUGUUACAAUGCCCCAGCAAUCAUAGGAAAACUAGCUGGUAAACUAUAUUUAAUCAUUGCACAGAGUUCCACAGACAUUUUCCAAUUUUUCACAGGUGAAAAUAUUUCACCAAAAAUAUCUUCUCAGUUUUUAACAGUUGUCUUGGAUAACUAUCCUUCCCAAUUCAUUUUAACAGCUCAACAGGAAGCUCUAGUAGUACAAUCUUGGGUGAAAAUUUGCUUGUUGACCUCAGGACCCUGUGGGGACCUCACAAAAAACAUUAUAAAACUGGAUAUAUUCCCGCAAAUGCUGAAAUCUCACAUAGAAACAUCUCCAGACCCAAUUCAUGCUCUUAUUGAAUACCUGGGAAGUGACAUCAAACACCACCAACACUCUCCUAGUAUCAACAAACUCUGUGAGUUGUCUUUUGGGCAUUUGGACAAAUGGUUGACUCAGUAUUUGCAACGACCAGAAAACGAAACGGCUGUUUUACGAAUUUACACUUGUGUGUACUUGGCAUUUUCUCAUUGUGGUCCUUUGUUGUACCACCGGUCGAGGAAUUCCUGCCCUUUGACCAAGCUUAUACAGUGUAUGCUGUUGUCUAUGGAGUUUUUGACAAGAAAGACUGUUCCUCAUGAGUUCGUUUUGAAUGCCGUGAAGAAAACUUGGCACUAUUUCUACGAGGCAUUAGUUAAAAUGCGGACAGAUUCGGAUAUGUUCUUAGAACGGACUUUGAAGGAUAUGAUAACAAAGUACAUGCUGUAUUUUUCCACGGGCGAUUCCCCUAUUAUAAAAUCUCUGGAGAACGAAGCUGUUGCUCCUGUUGUACUGGAGAAGAUUUGCAGCUCUUAUUUCAAGCAUCCCUUCAAAGAAGAAGAGGCAAAUACAUUGAAGAUCAUGAAAAUUCUUGGGGAUGUGAUUAGAAGCACCACUUCAAUCCCACUUCUGAAACUGAUCGUCAACAAAACAGUUUAUGGGCUUUUUGAGGUGGUGAUUUUCCAUUCACAAAGAAACGCGGCGAUAAGUUUGAUAAAAAUAAUAACUAGUUCUCCUUUAUACCCCCAAAUCAAAGGAGAGUUUAGCAGUGUCAUGUUGGCUGUUACAGAAAAACAUAAUAACAUGGCGUUCAAUACGGUGAACUACUUUCAAUUGAUGAUAGUUUUGGCUAAGUUUGUUCCAAAUGAUGUGAAAGAUUUAUUGGGCAAUGUCAAACAGCAGGUUAUUAAUGUUGAGAGGCUAAGAGGUGUGGGGUUUGAUAAAAAUUUGAGAUUACAGUAUGAGAAACUUGAAGAUGCUGUAAAAUCGAUUCAGUGAUAUUAGUUUUAUGUCCGUUUUUGUAUACCUAGUCUAUAUUUAUAUAAUAAAGAGGAAAGAUUUGAAUGUUUGUUUGUAUUGAAUACGCUCCAAAACUA